Messenger RNA from Daucus carota subsp. sativus, 3999 nucleotides. Its product is annotated as zinc finger protein BRUTUS-like At1g74770. The record is from RefSeq and is a predicted model, not a curated record. The coding region runs from base 5 to 3793 and encodes 1262 amino acids. Gene Ontology annotation, molecular function: zinc ion binding. NCBI's taxonomy places the organism in Eukaryota, Viridiplantae, Streptophyta, Magnoliopsida, Apiales, Apiaceae. The transcript is spliced from 12 exons.
AAAAAUGGCUGGAGAAGAAGCAAGUGGAGUGGCCGAGGAAGAGGAAGAAGAACCACCCGCAGCAUUAAUGGAGGGAAAUAUAGUUGGACUGGUGGAUGCUCCGAUUCUGCUUCUACUUUGUUUCCACAAAGCCCUUCGAGUUGAGUUCACUGAGCUUCGUCGAAUGGCGGUGGAGGCGGCGGAGAGGGGAGGUUUUGACGAUGGUCUUGUUAUUGACAUCCGCCAGCGGUUUGAGUUUUUGAGGCUUUUCUACAAGUAUCACUCGGCUGCCGAAGAUGAGGUCAUUUUUAUGGCUCUGGAUAAACUUGUGAAAAAUGUGGUGAACGCAUACUCCCUCGAACAUGCAAGCAUAGAUGACCUGUUCGACUCUGUUUUCCACUGCCUGGAUGUUUUAAUCAACGAUCGCCACCAAAUUAGUUCAACUCCAUUUCAAGAACUUGUAUUCCGCAUUGGCGCAAUACAGACCACAAUUUUUCAGCAUAUGCUUAAAGAAGAAGAGCAGGUAUUUCCACUGCUUAUGCAGCAGUUCUCUUCGGAGAAACAGGCAGCAUACAUUUGGCAAUUCAUGUGUAGUAUCCCUGUGACGCUGUUAGAGGAUUUUUUGCCUUGGAUAAUAUCUAUUCUUUCCUCAAGAGAACAGAUUGAGUUCAUACACUGCAUAGAAAAUGUUGCACCCAAGGAAAAACUGUUGCAAGAGUUGGUACAUUCUUGGAUUGGUGGCAAGAAGCAGAAAUCUGACAGUGGUGCACUCGGAGUUCAGUUUCGUAAAGGCCUUGGCAAUUAUAAGGACAUACACAAGAUGUACACAUCCGAGGUGAACUUCGCAGAAAAUCAGCAAUUGGCAGAAGUUUUUGCACUACAAACUGGCGGAAAAAAUCCAGUUGAUGGGAUUCAUCUUUGGCAUAAUGCCAUUACAAAAGAUCUGCAAGUUAUACUGCUGGAACUCUAUCAGAUGAGAUCCUUCAACAGCUUCUCAGAUCUAGCUUCACUUGUUGUCCAGCUAAAUUUUAUGGCAGACACCCUCAUUUUCUAUAGCAAUGCGCUGAAUAAAAUAUUUUACCCUGUAUGGAAUGAACUUCCCAAAGAUUUUACAUUGCCUGAAUAUGCACAAUUCCUGGACGAGAGGAAAAUUGAAGGUCUGCAGAAUUUGCUGUCUUACAAAGCUCAUCAUUCAAUACCACUUAAGAACUAUGUUGAGAAACUCUGCGGGGAACUGGAAUUGUUUUUGAGCUGGAUUGAUGAACACCUGACCUUACUUCAUAAACAGGUUUUUCCAUUCAUUGGAAUGAACUGCAGCCAUUCAAUGCAACAGUGGCUAUUGUACACGAGCCUUAAGAUGAUGCCACUUGGGUUGGCAAAAUGCAUGAUUACUUGGUUUGCAGCUCAUUUAUCUGAGGAGGAAUCCAAGUCCAUUCUCAGUAUGAAUCUAGAAGAUUCUGUAGCCAAUAAGCCUCUGGCAGCUAUCUUAUGUGAGUGGGUACGCACUAGUUACUCAGGUAAAAUCUCUACUGAAAAGUUCAAAAAGGACCUGCAGAAGUUUUUCAAUAGCAGGUGUUCAUUUUUGUCUGAACAAAUCAAGGAGGAGGCCAAACUCUCCAGACUCCAGUUGGAUAUGCAACAUUACAACAGAUCCAACUCUUUGCUACUAGAAAAUAAUUCAGCUAUUACGAGUGACAUGCAUACUUCAGCUUCUGCCUCGGAAAGCACAAGGAAUUAUGACACAUCAUACAGCAGUGGGAUGAAUUUGCAUGUGUUACUCCCUCAAACUUUAAAUAUCCCAUCCCAAAUUUCUUGUCGUUCUUCAGCAAGUAAUAGUGCUCCCACUAUUUCCUGCCUGAAGUCGACACCAAUGGACCACAUCCUUGUUAUCCACAAAGCUUUAAUGAAGGAUCUGGAUUACCUUGUACUUGCUUCAUCUAAGUUGUCUGAUAAUGUAGCUUUUCUUACAGACUUCCAUCAUCGCCUCCGUUGUGUAAAAUUAAUGUAUCAGAUACAUAGUGCUUCAGAGGACGACAUUGCCUUUCCAGCUCUGGAGGCAAAGGUGGAUUUUAAAAAUAUCAGCCAAUCCUACACCAUUGACCACAAGUUAGAAGUUGAACAUUUUAUUAAGGUUUCCAGUAUUUUCGAUGAGAUUUCAAGAUUUCUUGUCUCAUUGCCUAAUGAUGGUAUAGGUACCCCGGGUCACAGGGAGCCAAGUUAUAAGCAGUUGUGUGUGAAACUCCAUGAUAUGUGUAUAUCAAUGCAUAAAGUCCUGAGUGACCAUAUCCAUCAUGAAGAAAUUGAACUUCUACCUUUAUUUAGAGAACACUUCUCUAUUCAGGAGCAAGAAAAAAUCAUAGGAUGCAUGCUUGGAAGAAUAAAAGCAGAAAGCUUGCAAGAAAUUAUACCCUGGUUAAUGUCAUCUUUAGAGACAGAGGAUCAGCAAAGUAUGAUGUCAUUAUGGAGGAAGGUUACUGAAAAUACAAAAUUUGACGAAUGGUUAGGAGAAUGGUGGGAAGAAGGGAAGGUCCUUAAUAUGGCUAAAGUAGCAGAAAAAUCAAGUUCUCUGCCAUGGUUGACCAUAGAUGAACUAGAUAUUGUGUCAAAAUAUUUGGUGAAAGGAAGGCUCGCCGAAAAACAUGCCUCUCAUUGUAAGAUAAGCAUAGAAAACUCACAAAACAAAAUUGGUUUAUCUGGAAAUCUUGUUGUGGACAAUAAGGAUGAGAUUUUGAAUGAACACCAACACAAAGAAAAACCUUUAAAGUGUGCUGAUAUUACUUGUGAGGUUGGAAACAAUAGGGAUGAUGAAAAAACAGAUUUCUCUGGUCUAGCUGAUGAAAAAGGAAAAGUUUUACCAAUCUAUGAGAAGUUCGGGCAUGAGAAGGACCUAAGAAUGAGUCAGGAGGAACUGGAUGCGGCAAUAAGGUGUGUGACCCGCGAUCCAGAUUUGAAUCUUCAGAAGAAGUCAUACAUAAUUCAGUGCUUGCUUACCAGCCGUUGGAUCGCAGCACAGAAGAGAUUACAGUCUGAGACAGAACCAACUGAGGAAAAAGUUCCAGGACAGCAUCCAUCUUAUCAAGAUCCUCAGAAACAGACAUAUGGCUGCAGACAUUACAAGAGGAACUGCAAGCUUGUCUCUUCGUGCUGUGAUACGCUAUAUACAUGUAGAAAAUGCCAUGAUGAGGUGGCUGAUCAUUCUAUGGAUAGAAAAAGAACCACCAAGAUGAUGUGCAUGAGAUGUCUGAUAAUUCAGACUAUUGGUCCCACCUGCUCAACACCUUCUUGCAAUAAGCUAUCCAUGGCCAGUUACUACUGCAAGAUUUGUAAAUUAUUUGAUGAUGAGAGGCAAAUUUUCCACUGUCCAUAUUGUAAUUUGUGUCGACUGGGGAAAGGACUGGGAAUCGACUUCUUCCACUGCAUGGUUUGCAAUGCUUGCAUGCAUCCAUCUCUUACUGUGCAUACAUGCAGGGCAAAGUGCUUUGAAGAUUUUUGCCCAAUCUGCCAUGAGUUUAUUUUCACCUCAAGCGCUCCCAUCAAGUCUCUUAGAUGUGGCCAUUUGAUGCACUCUGCAUGUUUCCGGGCCUACACAUGUUCCCACUACAUCUGCCCAAUCUGCAGCAAGUCACUCGGGGACAUGAAGAUGUAUUUUGAGAUGUUGGAUGCGUGCUUGGCUGAUGAGAAAAUUCAAGAAGAACAUGCUGGCCAAACUCAGGCUAUAUUAUGCAAUGACUGUGAAAAGAGAGGUAGUGCUUCUUUCCACUGGUUCUAUCACAAGUGUCCUCAUUGUGGUUCAUAUAAUACAAGGCUUCUGUAAGUGACAUCUACUGAAUGUGACUAAUUUCUCAGAAACUCUGUGGCAGUUCUUCGACUUCUUAUACCACUCUUUAUGCAAUAGAUAUGUACUUAUACUACUCAUUCCUCUUUUGAAUUGAAGAACAUUGUACAUGUGUUUGUCUUUUAUGGAAGCAAAUUGUACAUAUUUUGUGAAUGCAACCUGUUAUCAUCAAUGUUACCUGUCAA